Messenger RNA from Sinocyclocheilus grahami, 2227 nucleotides. Its product is annotated as adhesion G protein-coupled receptor L2-like. Bases 39 to 1367 code for a protein of 442 amino acids. Gene Ontology annotation, biological process: adenylate cyclase-activating G protein-coupled receptor signaling pathway. Gene Ontology annotation, molecular function: G protein-coupled receptor activity. The transcript has 6 exons. Lineage: Eukaryota; Metazoa; Chordata; Actinopteri; Cypriniformes; Cyprinidae. The record is from RefSeq and is a predicted model, not a curated record. Gene Ontology annotation, cellular component: plasma membrane.
UUUGCCUGAUCUAAUGUUGUCUCUCUCCUCUGCUGGCCAUGCUCUGUAGCUAUGAAGAUAAUAAACCAUUUAUCAAGUCGUGGGUCAUGGGCGGCUUUGCUCUGCUGUGUCUCUUGGGCCUGACCUGGUCAUUUGGGUUGUUCUUUAUCAGCGAGUCGUCCGUUGUCUUGGCGUACCUCUUCACCAUCUUCAACACUUUCCAGGGCAUGUUUAUCUUCACCUUCCACUGCCUGCUUCAGAAGAAAGUUCGGAGAGAGUACAGCAAAUGCCUCCGACACACGUACUGCUGUAGUGGGAUCACGACAGAGAGCUCACACAACUCCACAAAGACCUCAACAACACGGACAAGCGCUCGCUAUUCCUCUGGUACUCAGAGUCGAAUUAGAAGAAUGUGGAACGACACAGUCAGAAAACAGUCUGAGUCCUCUUUCAUCUCAGGAGACAUCAACAGCACAUCAACCCUCAACCAAGGAAUGACGGGCAAUUAUCUUCUUACUAACCCUCUUCUGAGACCACAAGGCACUAAUAACCCCUACAACACCUUACUGGCUGAAACUAUCGUAUGUAACACACCAACGGUGCCAGUCUUUCACUCUCCAGGACACUCGGUGACCAGCGGCAGAGAUACGAACACGUUCGGGACUCUGCCACUCAACGGUAACUUUAAUAACAGCUACUCACUCCAUAACUACAACGACGGCGUGCAGGUGGUGGAUUGCGGGCUCAGUCUCAAUGACACGGCCUUCGAGAAGAUGAUCAUCUCUGAGCUCGUGCACAACAACCUCAGGGCCACCGAGUCCCGGAUCAGCACCAAAAAGGGGGCGGGGAUCAGCAGAGGGGAGGAGACUGUGGUCGCGGAGACGUCGUCCCUGGUGCAGGUGGGUGGGGACAGCGAGAUGGACGGUCUGGGGCUUCACCACACGCAUCCCCGCACGCUCGAAGCUCCCCUCAUCCCCCAGCGGACUCACUCGCUCCUGUACCACACGCAGGAGAGAGCGAGGGCCGACACGGACGGAGGGCCUACGCAUCCCCACAGCUACAUCGGCCAGUUCCCGCCUCCGGCCGAGACCGCCCUGCCCUCCCCCAACAGAGACUCGGUGUACACCAGCAUGCCAAACCUCAGAGACUCGCCAUUCUCGGAGAGCAGUCUAGACGUCGGCCAGGACCUCUCGCCAUCCAAACACAGUCCGAGCGAAGACGUUUACUAUAAAAGCAUGCCCAACCUGGGGUCAGGCCAGCAGCUGCACGCGUAUUAUCAGAUGAGCAGAGACAGUAGCGAGGGCCUCAUCAUCCCCGUCUCUAAAGACGCCUGUGUCCCCGAGGGGGACGUACGAGAGGGACAAAUGCAGCUGGUCACAAGCCUUUAAAACAAACUGUAAGCACCGCCCACCAUGUACACAGCCCCGCCUAUCCACCGAUGGCAGAGUGGUCUUCCUUUUUUAGCCUCCCACAUAACUGCACACAUAAUGGAGAAGUACCGCUGCUGUCCAACGAGUUACAGGCAGGCCCAGACGGAAUCUGCAGACUUUUUAUUGCAUUUUCUGUGCUGAUUUUUGCUGGAAAUUUGCAGUGCAAUGGAUUAAGUUGGUGAAAUGGGUCAUACCAAGCCUUGUUUUUUGGUAAAAUAUCCUUAAAAAAAUGCAUAAAACCUGAUAUUAAUUAAGAUUCCUUUAAUUAUAUUUUUUCUUACCCCACUGGCAAAUUUUAUUAUUAUUAAUAUUAUUAUUGUUGUUGUUACUUAAAUUUUACUGACUUCAAACAGGGUAUAAAUACUUCCCCUUUUCUUACCUUCCCACCUUUUUCCUACCUUUCCCACCACUUGGUGUUCCUGGUCAAAAAUGGUAUACGUUGCCAAAAUGAUCUUAAAAUAAUGUUGUUUUUACUCAAAAACUGAGGUGCAUAAACCAGGGCUGCCAGGGCUUCAUAUCAAAACCAGCCCAACUGCUACUCAAAACUAGCCCAAUUACAUCCAAAUCAAGCUCAAUAGCAGGGUUUCCACGGGGGUCGUACACAGUCGAAAUCACAUUCCAGAGGGGCAGGGGAUUUCGCUUUACCCCACGGACUAAAAAAACAACCCGCAGCAACAGUAUAAAAGUAGCCCAGUUCCGCAGGAAAAGUGUGGAUCUGGCAACACUAGCAUAAGCGCAGAUCAAUGAAGCCAACAAUCAUUCAGUUCAGAAACAGAAGAAAAAAAAAACCUGUGCUAAAUGCAAGAAAACAAAAAGUU